AUGCAUCAGCCUCGUGGCCAUCAGUCCUGGCCAGCUAAUACAAAGGUUGUUGGGGAGGUGGUCGGCUUGAUCAGUGAGGGGACGAGCUACAAGGAUUUGGGAAAGCCCUUUGCCAGAUCAUUUCUUCGCUCUGAAAGUCCCCCACCCAUCCUUUUGGCGUCCUUCUUCCUCCUUGUUGUCACUGAGUUUGCGCUCCAUGCACCCUCCCACUGGAGAUGGAGGCCGAUAUCGAACCCCAGAGCGAGAAGGGGUCUUCCAUAUGUUCAGAAGCUGUGUUUGACAGCGAUUCACCCUGAUAGUAACGUGGGGGACGCUAGGUCAGUCGGGGGUAGUAAUGAGGUCGUUCUCGUAGCAGCGGCGGGUGUCAGGAGCGUCGUCGUCAUCGUCAUCGACGACGGUAGUGGCCGUUGUGGACAGGAUGUAAACCAAACAUACCUGGACCCAGGAAUAGAUGCGAGGGAAGUAUGGGACGACGACGACAUAGAAGAGAAAGAGGUGUCGAUCGCGUCACCGGCAGCUGGCCAGCUGUGGAAAUACGCGUGGCUGGACUCGAACUUGAUUUGCAUUAGCACCUAUGGAGUUCUAGGUGUAUUGGAUAUGUCUCCCGCCCCUCCUAUCGCUGUUCUCCUCGUUCUGCGCGUUGUCAUUGGGUUUGCACUCCAUGUGCCCUUCCGCUGCGAGAUGGAGGCCGAUAUAGAAACCCGGACGAUUCGUCCCGAUAGUGAUGUCGGGGAUGUUAGGUCUGUCGGGGGUGAUAAUGGGGUUGUCUUUGUGGCAGCGGCGGGUACCGGGAGCGUCGUUGUCACCAUCGGCAGUGGUGGCAGUGGAAGCGAGGUGGUGCUUUACCUCGUAUGGAGGAAGAGAUAA
This is a messenger RNA of Desarmillaria tabescens, 867 nucleotides long. RefSeq lists its product as uncharacterized. Bases 1 to 867 code for a protein of 288 amino acids. The transcript is spliced from 6 exons. The record is from RefSeq and is a predicted model, not a curated record. Lineage: Eukaryota; Fungi; Basidiomycota; Agaricomycetes; Agaricales; Physalacriaceae.